AUGGCCACGCCUUUGACGCCGACGCCAAGCGCGGCGCUGAAUUCCUCGACACCAGCGGGCGCGGGCGCGGGCCACGGAACCUUCGACACCGCCCGGAAACCCGUCGACAACGCCGAGAACCGCAACAGCAGUGAUGACGGCGACAGCACCCCAUUUCUCCCUCACGGUAGGGACAGCGUGACCUCUCCGACCCAGCGCGGGCCGUCACCGCCAAAGCCGCGUCCAGGAUCCCGCAUCUUGUCGGGGAGCGAGCUCUCACCGCUCAAGAUCCUGCAACAGCACCAGCAGAGCCAGGUCCAGGCGCAGACCCAGAACCAGCCCUCACCACAAUCCGCCGGCGAAGAAGCACCGUCGUCCGCCAAGAGCAUGCCCCCACCGCCACUACCGCAGAGCCCCCGGAAGCCGGCGCCGAUCAAGCGGUUUCCCGUCCGGGUGAGCCAGGCCAGCUCGACCGCAAGCGAGUCGCCGCGGCGGUCGUCGGAGGAUCGCCGCUCUUCUGGCGAGCGCCAGUUCACAGGCGAGCGCCAGGCCAGCAGCCUCCCGGAGGCGGUGCGCGAGAACGAGGGACUGAAGCACGUCAUCGACAUCUUUGAGGAUGAAGUUAACGCGAUGAACGACGAGCCAGACGACAUCGACCACGACGGCGAUCAUACCAUGUCGAUGGAGCACGAUGCGGCGGACGGCCGGAGCCACGCUGCCGAGGAGGAACACUCUGCUGCGGACGAUACCAUGAUGAGCACCUUCAGCGCCUUCUCGACCGUGCCGAACCUGACCAUGCUGGGCCAGAUGCGCAGCGACAGCCCGACUAAGCUCUCCACCGUGGGAGGGUCCACCCCACGUGUUGGCGGCCGGCCGGAGGGCUCGAUAGCGGCGAGGACGCCGCGGUCGAACGGCUCGUACGACGCCGGCAACACAACGACCAACCUGAUGGAUUUCACCGAGCAGAUGAGGUACGGCGCCUACGGCGCCCAGCCAACCCCGUCCAGGCGCGGCGGCCACCUGCCGGCAAGGACGCCCGACGACGCCGCCACGCCUCAGCGUAACAAUCUCGUCAACCUGCUCGACUUCGAUAUCCCCCCUGCUCCCACGCCCCGCAGCAUCCCGACCAUCACACCGCGCGAGCUCGAGUCGCUCAAGUCGGGGUUCCUGUCAGAAAUCAGCAGCCUCAAGGCAUCGCUCAGCGGCAAGGAGGCCGAGGUGCUCUCGCUCAAGACCGCUGUCGGCGACGCCGAAAAGCGGGUGGGCGAGUGCAUGGAGCAGCUGCGGGAGGUGCAGGGGAUGCUGGAGGCCCUCCAGGCGGAAAAAGACAGCUGGGAGCGGCGCGGGCGCGAGAUGGAGGCGGUCUUACGGAAGGUCAAGGAGGAGAUUGUCGUCAGCCAGCGCGAGCGCGAGGAGCUCGAGUUCAAGCUCGACGAGGCCGAGAAGCGCCGGGAGGCGGCCGAGAUGAUGGCUCAGGAUGCCGAGAGCAAGAUGGCUGGCAUGCGGGCCGGCAAGCUCAGCGCCGAAGCCGCCGCGGCCGCGGGCGAGAACAGGCCGCCAGUGCCGUCCAACAAGGAGGUCGAGAUCGCUGUCGAGCGCGUCGCGCGCGAGCUGCACGCGCUCUACAAGAGCAAGCACGAGACGAAGGUGGCCGCUCUCAAGAAGAGCUACGAGAACCGGUGGGAGAAGCAGGUCCGCAAGCUGCAGGCGCAGGUGGACCAGCUCACCCAAGAAAACGACGAGCUCCGGCACAGCAACCACUCGCGCAGCCACGGCGGCAUCGACCCGGCGCGGCUGGCCGAGAUCGAAGAGGAGCGCCGCGCCGACAAGGCGCGGGACGCCGCUCAGAUCAAGGAGCUCGAGGCCGAGGUCGAGAAGCUCGAGGCCGUGCUCAAGACGGUGCAGGCGGACAAUGCCGACCUGCGGGUCCUCUUGGAGCGCGAGCGUGUCGAAAAGGGCGAGCUGGUCAUGCUCGCCGAGGAGAUGAUGAACAUGCAGCAGAGCUUUAUUGGGAACGUACCAGAGGAGGACGAGGAACAACAACAACAACAACAGCAGCAGCAGCAGCCACAGCCGCAGCAACCCACCCCGGCCCCAGCCCCGGUUCAGAGCGCGAAGACGCCCAAUAGGCGCCAGUCGUCUUCGCUCUCUUCCCGGACCCCUGGCACCACGGCGGGCAACGGCAGCAGCACCAACAACUUCCGCAUGUCGGUCAAUGGCGCGCCGAACGGCUUCCGGGCAUCUGGCCUCCGGGCUCCCGGCGCCAGCGGGUUCGGGAAGCCUUCGGGCAUCGCAGGGCCCGAGAGCCGGAUCGGGCGCGUGGCGCAUCACGAGCGGACCAAGAGCGCGGCCGUGAUGGGGGUGAGCGGCCACCAUGGGAGCGCGAGCGGGGAGAGAACCGAGAGGGACUGGCUGUUGGUUGAGCCAGUUGACGCUUUCGGCGGCAGCAAAGCAAGUCAUCAUGUUAAUACCCCCUCUCUGUUGUUUGGCUUUUAA
Molecule: messenger RNA, 2475 nt
Organism: Thermothelomyces thermophilus ATCC 42464
Lineage: Eukaryota; Fungi; Ascomycota; Sordariomycetes; Sordariales; Chaetomiaceae
Exons: 2
Coding region: 1-2475 (824 amino acids)
Biological process (GO): mitotic spindle organization; cell population proliferation
Cellular component (GO): cytoplasm
Source: RefSeq, a predicted model, not a curated record